Molecule: messenger RNA, 447 nt
Organism: Drosophila guanche
Lineage: Eukaryota; Metazoa; Arthropoda; Insecta; Diptera; Drosophilidae
Product: guanyl-specific ribonuclease pgl-1
Exons: 1
Coding region: 35-418 (127 amino acids)
Source: RefSeq, a predicted model, not a curated record
CUCAGUUUCAGUGUUUGAUCAAGUCUUAGUGCGAAUGCGACUACCAAUGGAUUACACCAGAGUAUUCCUGCUGUUCUGCCUCAGUGCAUUGAUGCUUUUCGGUGCUUCGAAGGCAGAUCCAGAAGCGGAAACGCAAGCUGCAGCUGAAGCAGGAACAGCCACGGAGCUUAGUCCCGUUCCGCUCUUGGAGGCUGGAGAAACUGACCAGCGCGAGGCGGGGGAUGAGAACGUUCGCAAGGUGCGCCAGUUCUUCGGUCCUCCACCCUUCUUUGGACCACCCCCACCGCCCUACUACGGAGGAUAUGGCGGCUAUGGCGGCUAUGGUGGCUACGGUGGUGGCUUCCAGCGUACUCGGGUCAUCACACGCACCCGCUAUCGCGGCAGAGGAGGCUACUACGGCGGCGGCUUCUAUGGCUAAGAGAGAUCGUCCGAUUGCGAUGCUGAUUU